Messenger RNA from Haliotis rufescens (red abalone), 1344 nucleotides. Its product is annotated as protein wech-like. The record is from RefSeq and is a predicted model, not a curated record. Bases 292 to 1179 code for a protein of 295 amino acids. Gene Ontology annotation, molecular function: zinc ion binding. The transcript has a single exon. NCBI's taxonomy places the organism in Eukaryota, Metazoa, Mollusca, Gastropoda, Lepetellida, Haliotidae.
CAUGUGAAGCACUUUCUAAGUACAUCCUAACAAAACCUAUAUUUCUCUGUAAACAACCUUAAAUAUAAACCAUGUCAACAUAAUACAUGUGUAUAUUUCUUUUUAGAAACAAAUAACUGCAACUUGUGUCAUUGUGACGGGGAGGCAACUCUGGCUACAUCUUGGUGUUCUGACUGUGACGUCUCGCUGUGUGGUGGAUGUCUUAAGGCCCAUGUUCGUAAUCCUGCCUCCCGUCACCAUGACGUAUCUGACUUGUCAAGGGUUGUCAAGGUGAAGAAAAGACGCAAACCUAUGUGUAAAGAACAUCCAGAUCAGAGGAUGCAGUUCUACUGCAAGGACUGUAAGAAACUACAAUGUCAAUCGUGUUGCAUCUUGUAUCACAGAAAGUGUGAGUCCAUUGUCUCGCUUGCGUCUGUGUUGCCUGAAAUGCAAAACACUCUUCAAACUGUAAAACAGAAACUAGAGACUGAUUUAGCAACAUCAAACACUCGCCUUGCAAAGAAGGAAGCAAAACGUACUGAAAUUAACGAGAACAAGUCCAGCCUUCAGUCUCAGGUCCGAUCAGCAACCCACACCGCCAUUGACUUGAUAAAGAAGAAGGAGAGACAACUCCUUGAACAGAUAGAUGACGUCACAGAGAAACAAAUAGGACAGCUGAAAGGAGACAUGAAGCGUGAGGCGAUGGCCAGGCAGAUGAUUCGUCAACACUCGGAGUUGCUGGGCAGAGCUCUGGAGUCUGAGAGUGACGUGGACAUCUGUGAGAUGUAUCUGUGGAGUGAGUCGGAGGAGGCAGCCACUGUGUCUGUCCCAGAGUCAGGUAUGGAGGAUGUAUCUGGGGGCAAGGCUUGUUUCAUACAUAAUCGUUAUUUGAUGUGUGAGGAACUAAACGAUCUACACUUAGGUGUGAUUGAUAUCAUUGUUGAAGAUGUUUUUGAUUCUACAUCUACAGCAGUUCUGUAUGACACAGUGGACAUAUAUGCAGAAGAUGAUAAGGAAAAACCCGAAGCUUAUGACGUGGCAGUGUUUGUUGUCGACAACACAGACACUAUAGUUGUCACAGAUUACAACAAGUGUGUGAAAUCCUUCUACAAAAGAAACAAGAAGUCAUGUCAGAGUAAGCUGGGGUUACAAAGCGCCCCUCGACGUAUUGCUAAAAUAAACAACAGUAAAAUCUUGUGACUCUCCCUGACACUAAAGAAAUAAUAAUAGUAGAAGUGAAGCCUGAGCUGGUUCUUCAAUCAUCCAUCUCUACAAGGAAGGGGUACUACGGUCUGACAUCCCUGACACCGACAACCCUGGCAGCAGGAUCCGUGUCUCCUCCUUGUGUGGACAUCCUGGACAUGG